Messenger RNA from Siniperca chuatsi (mandarin fish), 2550 nucleotides. RefSeq names its product beta-galactosidase-1-like protein 2. The transcript has 19 exons. Gene Ontology annotation, biological process: carbohydrate metabolic process. Bases 89 to 1996 code for a protein of 635 amino acids. NCBI's taxonomy places the organism in Eukaryota, Metazoa, Chordata, Actinopteri, Centrarchiformes, Sinipercidae. The record is from RefSeq and is a predicted model, not a curated record. Gene Ontology annotation, cellular component: vacuole. Gene Ontology annotation, molecular function: beta-galactosidase activity.
GCGUCAUGCGUUCAUCUGCGCUCAGAUGCUGCUGUAAACUUAACUCGACGGCUGCCUAUGUCACUGGAAGGGAGCUCACAUCCUAUCGAUGGGUGUCUUGAGGAUAAGAAAUUCGCACAAAAAGAAAUAUGCACUCAUCUGCCUGUGCAUUGUUGGCGUCAUCAUGUACAGAUAUCUCGGCAUGCCAGCAGGGGGAUGGAGAAUGAGCAGGAAGGUGGGUCUGAGUGCCAACUCCUCCCAGUUCACCCUGGAGGGAGAGUCUUUCCGCAUCCUCGGGGGAUCCAUCCACUACUUCCGUGUGCCCAGGGCCUACUGGAAGGACCGCUUGCUGAAAAUGAAGGCCUGUGGAAUCAACACCCUCACUACGUAUGUGCCAUGGAGUCUGCACCAGCCAGAGAGAGAGGUUUUCAACUUCCACACACAGCUGGAUUUAGAAGCCUAUAUCAGUCUUGCUGCUGAAUUGGGAUUAUGGGUGAUUCUACGUCCAGGGCCAUACAUUUCCUCUGAGCUGGACCUAGGAGGACUGCCAAGCUGGCUCCUCAGUGAUGGCAGCAUGAGACUGAGGACGACUUACCCAGGCUUUACUCAGGCUGUCAAUACCUUUUUUGACAAACUUAUACCAAAAGUGGUUCCACUGCAGUUCAAGAAAGGAGGUCCCAUUAUUGCAGUGCAGGUCGAAAAUGAGUAUGGAUCCUUUGCAAAAGAUGAAAGUUACAUGCUUUUUAUUAAAGAGGCUUUACAGUCCAGAGGGAUCAGUGAGCUCUUGCUCACAUCCGACAACCACAACACUUUAAAGUCGGGGGGUGUGGAUGGAGCCAUCAGAUCAGUAAAGCUGCAGAAGCUAAAUCAGAGAGACUUCCAGGAUCUGAAUGCUAUCCAGCCCAACAGCCCUACCAUGGUGAUGGACUACUGGACCGGCUGGUAUGAUGUGUGGGGUGACCUCCACCAUGUGCUUCCCCCUGAGGAUAUGGUGUCCACCGUGAGAGAAAUUCUGAGGCGAGGCAUGUCUGUCAACCUCUACAUGUUCCACGGAGGCUCCAGUUUUGGCUUCAUGAGCGGAGCACUCGCUGAUCCUUCCUACAAAGCACUGGUCCCCAGCUAUGAUUAUGACGCUCCCUUGUCUGAAGCUGGGGAGUACACUCCAAAGUACCAUCUCCUUAGGGAUUUACUUUCUCGAUACAACAGAGGAGACAGUUUCCCUAACAUGCCAGCCCUGCAUUACAGUGAGGCUUAUGAACCAGCUAUCAUGUACCAGCACCUGUCCUUAUGGGAUGCUUUGAGCUUCACUGAGGGACCAUUUAAGUCACCCAAGCCAGUAAACAUGGAGAAUCUACCUGUGAACAACAGGAAUGGCCAGUCCUAUGGAUACACGCUGUAUGAGACUACCAUCACCGGUGGAGGAUUAUUGAAGUCUGGAGGCAAUGUUCAAGACCGUGCUCUAGUGUUUGUAGACAGAAGCUACAUUGGCCUUUUCAAGCACCAAAGCCUGGAGCUGGCGGUUCCUGAUGGUAAGGGACGGCGUACCUUGAGUUUAUUGGUGGAAAACUGUGGACGAGUUCAUCAGGGAAGGGACCUUGACAAACAACAUAAAGGUCUUGUGGGAGAUAUUUUAUUAAACAAUAUCCCCUUGCGGGAUUUUAUAAUAUACAGCCUGGAUAUGAAACCCAGCUUUAUUGAUAGUCUUUAUUGGGCACCUUGGAAAACUCUCCCUGAAACUCCCAGCUUCCCUGGAUUUUUCAUGGGGAGGCUGUUUGCAUACGGGUAUCCGAGUGACACAUUUGUGAAGCUGCCAGGCUGGGAGAAAGGUGUUGUGUUUAUCAAUGGGCUGAAUCUGGGCCGCUACUGGUCAAUUGGCCCCCAGCAGACUCUUUACCUCCCUGGUCCCUUUCUCAACAGUGGAAUCAACCAGGUCAUUGUGUUUGAGGAGCAGGAGGGUGACUACAAGGUCCUCUUUGAGGAUACACCUGACCUUGGCAUGGCAGCAGACAUCCAGUGACUGUCAUCACUGCUUGGAUGGGCAUUGUUUUUCAUGUAAAAAUGUGUCUUUUGACGAAGAUUUACAAAGUGCUUAUUACAUCAGGUUGAACCUUCAAAUAUAGUGAUAUUAAUGUUGUUAAUAUGGUCAUUGUCUAAUAUAAUACCUUAAAAUCUGCAGACAUACACACAGACCCAUAUUAAAAACAGAGAGAGCGUGUUUGUAUGGGAGCAGUUUAUAGCUAUGUACAUACGGUACCUUUAGUUACACAUAGAGCAGAAUUACCAAGUAGAUCCUCUUACCCAUGGAUUUCCAGUUGAAGAGUAAUAAUUUCUGGGGAUGGCAGUUGUAUUUGAUAUUGUUGAUAGAUUUGUAUUGCUUGUGUGAAUAUUCCACACAACGUGUCGGGUAGCAGUUAUUGAAAUGGACACAUCUUAGCCUGUAAAACAAAAACAGGCUAUGGGACAAUCUGAACUGAGGCAGGAGUGAUGCGAAAAACUUUCAGAUGAAACACAAGCAGCAUUGUAGUAACAUUUGUGCAACAUUCCUUUUCUUAAAUAAAAGUUCAAGUUUCA